Molecule: messenger RNA, 207 nt
Organism: Botrytis fragariae
Lineage: Eukaryota; Fungi; Ascomycota; Leotiomycetes; Helotiales; Sclerotiniaceae
Exons: 1
Coding region: 1-207 (68 amino acids)
Source: RefSeq, a predicted model, not a curated record
AUGUUGAAUGGUGCCAAUAACGAGGCUACUGGCUCCCACAUAGAAGUGGCAACGGCGACUGUUACGAAGUCAAACGGGUUUCCGGCGCUGAUCGAGCGAAUAGACAAUGGUAAGGCCAGUACCUCACCUCACGAUCGAGAUGGUGACGAUGUGGAUGUUAGCGAUGAAAUACUACGACGAGUCAAUGUUAUAUCACGCGUUGAUUGA